Molecule: messenger RNA, 702 nt
Organism: Talaromyces rugulosus
Lineage: Eukaryota; Fungi; Ascomycota; Eurotiomycetes; Eurotiales; Trichocomaceae
Exons: 1
Coding region: 1-702 (233 amino acids)
Source: RefSeq, a predicted model, not a curated record
AUGAAUCCGACUAAACUCCUCCGCUUCUGCUUGACAUUUUUGUCAAUCCAUUUGUCAAUUGCUUGCAAUCCCUCUCAAGGAAACUCAACAGACCCUAGCAACCCCUUCGUCAUUGGCACAGAUGGCCCAGCACCCCCUGCAACAGUCGGGUACGCAUUCAACCAUAUUGGCCUCGUUACAACUCAUCUAUCUGAGAUGAAAGACUUCUACGUCAAUGUACUUGGAAUGAGAACGCUCUUCGACGCAUACAUUACACCAGAGUACACUGUCACUUACAUGGGCUAUGCCCAGGGUGGUCGCAACGGGACCGGAUUUCAAAGCGGUGCCGAUAUGAUGGCAGAGAAAAACAAUCUGUAUGGUUUAGUUGAGCUUCAGCAAUUCAACGUCUCGGAUGACCAUCUACUUGCUUCUACUAAGAGAAGUAAUACAUUUGGCCAUGUUGGUCUCAUUGUCCCAGAUGUGCUCAAAGCCCAGGAGUACUUUGAAAGCAAAGGGGUUCCGAUUUUGAAGAAAGUCAAUGUGCCCCUUUCUGAGCUUACUGGAGUUAUCCCUAAUGCUUACGGUCUUGGAAAGUAUGCGGGUGCGCAUAUCGAAGCAAAGAAGGCUCUUUUGAAAGCGCAGGGACUUAUUGGAAUUGAGAUGUUUUUGUUGAUUGCUGAUCCGGACGGCAAUUUGAUCGAAAUCCAGCAGCAGGAUGCCUAA